Epithele typhae is the source of this 2094-nucleotide messenger RNA. RefSeq names its product kinase-like protein. Gene Ontology annotation, molecular function: ATP binding; protein kinase activity; protein binding. Gene Ontology annotation, biological process: protein phosphorylation. The coding region runs from base 1 to 2094 and encodes 697 amino acids. The transcript is spliced from 11 exons. The record is from RefSeq and is a predicted model, not a curated record. Lineage: Eukaryota; Fungi; Basidiomycota; Agaricomycetes; Polyporales; Epitheliaceae.
AUGGAGGAGACACAGCCCCUCGAGACACAGGCCGCGACCCAGCUCGUGUCCCAGACCGAACAUCCGGCCGACGACGACUUGUGGGGCGUCCUCAUCCCCUGCAAUGCCGCGAAUCCGCACAUCAAGCGCGUCGACCUCUUCAAGGGCCAGCGCACGUACCGCAUCGGGCGCAAGUCCCUCAACGACGUCGUGCUCGACAGAGGCUCCCGGGCCAUCAGCGGCGCUCAUUGCUCGAUCGAGUGGGACGGGGACCCCUCCGCGCAAGCCGCGGUCAAGAUCAACGGAAAACGGAUCGAGACGAACAGCGCGAUGCUCCUCCACGAUGGGAACGAGCUCCGGCUCGGCACCGCCCAGGCGCCCCCGCGCGCCCACGAAGACUUCGGGUACAUCUUCAGGCUGAAGGUGGGCGCGAACACGGCGACGAGCGUCGAGAGCAGGUACGACCUACAUUGCUUGCUUGGAUCGGGCUCGUUCGCGCGGGUCAUGAAGGCGCUCCACCGGGAGGAGAACAAGUGGUAUGCGGUCAAGAUCAUUCAGGCGGAGAUCCUGCGCAAGAUCGCGUCGCCGGCGGACCGCAGGCGGGCGAAGAGCAAGGACGACGGCGUGGCCGGGGCCCGGGACACCGAACCCAAAGAAGGUGCCGUGGAAGGCGGGGCCAACGACGGCGCGCCAGCUGGGGAGGACACGGACCCGAUGGCGAAGUUACCGCCGAACUUCCGGAGGGAGAUCGAGAUCCUGAGUCAGAUGAAGCACCCACGCAUAUGCGAAUUCAAGGAGGUCUUUUUUGAGAGCAAUAGCUUGAGUCUGGUGAUGGAACUCGUCUCUGGCGGAGACUUGCUCAAGUACAUCACCAACACAGACCGUGGGCUGCCGGAGGCCGAAACGCAGCGGAUCACGUACCAGAUCUGCGACGCCCUUUCCUACGUGCACGAGCAAGGGAUCGUCCACCGCGACCUGAAGCCGGAGAACAUCCUCUUGACCAGCGAGGACCCGCCCAACGUGAAGAUUGCCGACUUUGGGCUAGCGAAGGCGAUGGAUUCCGAGACGAUCCUCAAGACGUUCUGCGGCACCCCCAUAUACCUUGCGCCGGAAGUGGCCGUGCACGACGCGUUCCCCACACCGGACGGGUAUUCGAACCUGGUCGACAGCUGGAGCGUCGGCGUGAUCGUCUUUGCCAUGCUCACGCAGGGCACCCCGUUCGAGGAAGACCCGCCGAACGUCGACAUCCAUACGAUCAUCAUGUCCCGCCAGGUGCAGUGGAAGCUGCUGUACGAGUGCGACGUGAGCGAGCAGGCGGAGCGGUUCAUCCGGGCGCUCCUCGCGUCUUCGCCGACCAAGCGCAUGUCGCUCACCAGCGCGCUGGACCACCCAUGGCUCGCGAUCGAGGUCGAGGUCGAAGGCGCGCCCCGGCGGCUCCCGCGACCCCGCCCGCGCUCCACGCGCUCCCCUCUUUCCCCUCUGUCUCGGACGGCGCGGCGGCUGCCCGGGACGGCGUCGCUGCUCCGCAUGGACGGCGAGCAGGACGCGUCGAUGCGCUCCGUGGCGGGCUCGUGCAUGUCCCUCGACGACCCGAGCAUCAUCCUCGCCGUGUACCCGCCCUCGCCCGAGCGCGCCGCGACCCCGGUGCGCGAUGCCGACGACGGGGUCAAGGACGGCCACGUGCUCUCGAGCCCGCGCGGCAAGCUCCAGCGGCGGUCGGAGGUGCUGUCGCGGGCGCGGCAGACGGGCGAGGAGCUGCCGGCGCCGUCGCAGGACAUGCGUGCGUGGGCGGCGGAGGCUCUGGGCGAGGUCGGUGGGGGGCUGGUGGAGGAGCCCGAGCCUCGCGCGAUGAAGGAGGCGACGCCGACACGAGAAAUCAAAACGCUCAAAGACGACACACCGGCCGAGAAAGCGGCGGCGUCGCCGAUGCGCCAGGGGGCGAAGCGCAAGUCGCUGUCGGAGGAGAGUGAGGACGAAGGCGAGGGAUACGCGGCGUCGCUGCCGCCGCAGACGCAGGAGCAGGAGGACUCGGAAGAGGAGUCGCCGCGCGUGGUGAAGCGGCCGCGGACGGAGCUGUCGGAGAUGUCUGUCGCGGACGUGGAGGGCACGGACUAG